AAUUCUGGAGCGAUCUGUGUCUUCUUCUUCUUCUUUCCCCCCGCCUACUCACUUUUUCAAAUUUCCUGAGCAACACAAACACGCAGUUUUUCAUCUUCUCAGAGCUUUUGAUCACGAUGGAUUUGGCGGAAGGAGAAGGAACUACAGAGGAGAAGUACGACGUAGACAUCGUAACCACCGCUUCUUCACUCGGCGGCUCCGGCGUCUUCCAUAUCAUCAAUGACAUCGUCGGUUUCGUCCUAUAUAUGCACCAGCAGAUCCCUUCGGUAUUGCAAGACAUGACUCUUGACUUUGAUGGACUGCAAACAGAAUCUAUGGAUUUGGAGGCGCGUCUUACACAACCAGACGUGAAGCCGCUGGUCAGAAGAAAAAUCGUGAGUAGAAAAAGAGAGGUGAGGCAUGAAAUCAAGAAACUGCAGAAACUGAUGAGCUCCAUCUCUAGUCUCCGAAGCGCUCUGCAGUUGUUGAUCCGUGAAGCUCCUGACAUUCAGAGAGUUGUGUUAAUUCUUGGUGGUAGUCCAUUACGGCCUCAAAAAGCUUAUGAGUUGUUAUUCACUCAUAGUGAUAAUGGUCUGAGCUUUGAAGGUGACUUUUCCAAAAGCAAAGCUACAGAAGCACUUUCAAAAAAGACUAUCCGAGCACUGAUCUCGACGGGUGCUGGAUCAACUUCCUGCCCAGGUCCAAUGAGGCUCUUCGUAAUGGUUCAUGCUCCACCUUCUUUGAAUCUCCCUCAACAUUUCCUUCCUAAACGUGACUUCAGAUACAACAGGAAGUUUGUGCCUCUUAAGUUGCGAUUCAAGUGCGGAGCUCAAGAUAACGGGACAAAUUGUUCUUUCAACUCCGGCACAAAUGAUCUAAUAUGGUUUCAGUGUCGACAUGUGAUAAAGGGCUUAGCUUUCCAGCAACCAGUUGAAGAAUAAUAAUAGGACUUGAGAGUUGUGUUUCUGUCUGUUGUAAUUUUUUGUAACUACACCCACUUGCAGAUUUUCAGCAGUUUCUGUAUCAUGUACCGUUUUAUGGGUUUAUUCACAUGUUACCAAAC
Messenger RNA from Eutrema salsugineum, 1042 nucleotides. RefSeq lists its product as uncharacterized. Gene Ontology annotation, biological process: regulation of exit from mitosis. The record is from RefSeq and is a predicted model, not a curated record. The coding region runs from base 117 to 920 and encodes 267 amino acids. Gene Ontology annotation, cellular component: nucleus. The transcript is spliced from 7 exons. NCBI's taxonomy places the organism in Eukaryota, Viridiplantae, Streptophyta, Magnoliopsida, Brassicales, Brassicaceae.